UUCCACAACGAACAGGAUAAAGAUGAUUUGCUUCAGCAUUUUAUUUGCUUUUGGUAAGUCAAUUCACCUUUGCAAUCAAUUUUCAGAUAUACUAUCGUUGUUUUGUGUUUCGGGUGCAAAGCAUUUGCAGAUGGGCAUGUAAUUUAAACAGAGGCUAUCAAUGCACGCAAACAACUAAACCAUACCUUACAGUCGAGUUUGUCGAUGUGAUAUUACUUCAUUAAUGCUAUUGGCUUGUUUUCAGCCUGUGCAAUGAUUUCGAUAUUUGCGAUGGCUUCGUUUCUGAUCUUUCUUUCGAAUCUUAACACUUCUUUAACGGAGUAUGUAGAAUGUUCGUCGCCCUGGAGCGUUGAGGUUGCAUGUUUCCCUAACUCGCUCGGUUGCGUAUAUCAUUCACAAAGUUGGCAGAGUUACUUUCAUUGAUCCACUGGCAUUUCAAAAUUUCACUUUCUUGUUAAGAUAUUCCUUCAGAACUUUUAUUAAAGCACUGGCGAGAUCGCAAAUUGGAGUAAUUUUCAGUCAGUUAUUUCUAGGAAACGAGUCUCAAAAUCGCAUAUUUGACACAAACGUCCACACGCUUUUAAUUGAUUACACCAUUUAUUUCAAUUCAGCAUGUAAUUUGUUAUCUUAAAAACAGUGUUUUAAUGGCACUGUCUUGCAUCUUUACAUUUUAAGUGAAAUUUAGCGAAAUAAUGGUACCUUUGGAAAGAGUAAAGUAUCUCUUUUUCCAAGAAUCGUAAAGCGAUCAAUUAAAACGUUUCGUCGUCCUUGAAUGUUAAGGUUCCAUGUUUACCUAACUCGCUCACUUGCUUAUUCCGUGUACAAAGUUGUCUGAGAUACUUUUGUUCAUCCAUCAUUUUAAAAUUUCACUUUCUUGGAAACAUGUUUCUUUGGACUUUGCUUUAAGCACUCGAGGGAUCGCUAAUCAAAGUAAUAUUUCCCCCUUCUUUUCAGUCAGGGAUUUCUAUGAAAUGAGCCUUUAAAUUGUCUGAACAAGCAUUUACCAGUUUUUACUUCACUUCCCCCUAUAUUUAUCAACUCUGCAAUGUAUUAUCUACAAAAAGAGUAUUUUUUAUGGUACUGUCUUGAAUCUAUAAAUUGAAGGUGAAAUUAACUGAAGUGAAGGUACCUUUGAAAAGCAAAGUGUAUUUUUUUCCAAGAAUCCUAGUUCAUCAUGUCUUUCCGCGAAGCACGCGAUAGCUCUUUGCAUGAUGACUGGAAAAGCAAUUCAAAGAAACACUUAGAGCAGUCAUCCUUUAAUAACUCUCCUAGAAAUGAGUAGAAUUUCUAUCAUUUUCCUCGUUCUAAAACGUGGAGGUUGCAUGUUCGCGCUCAGUUGCGUAUUUCGAUCACCAAGUUGGCUGAGUUACCUUCGUUGAUACACGGGCAUUUGAAAAUUUCACUCUCUUGUUAACACAUGCCUUCAAACCUCUCUUAAAACACUCUAGAGAUCGCCAAUAAGAAUAAUAUUUAUGCCCUUCUUAUCGGUCAGCGAUUUCUACGAAACGAGUCAGCAAAUAGCAUGUCUGAAGAAUCAUUUCGUACUUUCUUCAUUACUCACGUUUAUUUAAUCCAGCAUGCAAUUUACUACCAGCAUGCAAUUUAAGAAGCAAAUUUAAAUCAGUGUUUAGGGAGAGCCUUGCGUGUUUACUUUACACAUGGGAAAAACGUUGAACCACUAGGGAAAGACGAAGUCACGAAAUGUGAUACACGAUCUUUAAAAGACAUAAUAACCUCCACACAAGUCUCGUGCUAAUUUAGUAGCACAAAAAACAGUAGUGAUACAGCGUUAGACUGAUAAUCCAACCAGUCGACAUUUUAAUGCAAACAGAUAAGACAAUCAUCGUUAUCGUAAUUUAAGUCUGGCAGGAAGAGAAUAAGCUGUGGGUAAAGUAUUAAUCCAUGAGCACAUCGGGUUUUUCAUUUGAAGUCCAGUUUUUCUUGUUAAGUUUCAUAAUCCACAGGAAAUCCAACGACGGUUUGAUCAAAGGCUCCUUGAAGUCACCUGAUGCAUUGUACAAUUACCGUAGAGAUUUGGCACCGCUUUUAAGAGGAAAACGUGUUCUCUCGUGAAAAUUUGAUGUCAAACUCGGGGGGCAGUUCACAGCCAAGUAUCAAAGUGAAAAUGAUUCAAAAAAGCCAUAUUUCCUUGUUUAUAUUUAGUUAAUUUAAGUACUCAAGGCAAUGACUGUAGUUUAAUGACUUUCGUAAGAUGUGGUGCAGCGGAGAGAGCAGGGCUGGCUCUUGAAAAAGAGCCGUUUAACUCAAUUUUACCCCUUUUCUAUUCUUCGCUUUCGCUGUCUGUUUGAGUCUGUUUCGAACUCGUUGUUUAUGAAGUCUUCAUCGCCAUUUUCUUCUCUAUUGCCACUUUAAUUAAUUCAAUUCUAUCUCUUCUCUAUUCUUCGCUUUCGCUCUCUGUUAAAGUCUGUUGCGAACUCGUUGUGUAUGAAGUCAUCAUCGCUGUUUUCUUCCCUAUAACCACUUCUUUCCCACACCGCCUCGCCUUCGGGUCUCAUCGAGAGUAUUCUAAAUGCCACAGGUCUUUAAGGACUCCAUGAUCGACUCUGCUGGAAUUUUCGAAACUCCGAUGCGAAUUUAAACAGCUCCGCUGAAAAGCAGAUGCACAGUAACGUGAGACUUUGCCAUCUCCUUUAACAUAAAUGAGCAGAUGAGAGUCCUUUUAUUCGAAAGUCAGAUCAAUUUCGGUAUCUUGACAACUGGGAUCAAUAUCAGUAUCUAGGCAACUGCCCCCCUACCCCUCCCCUAACUCAACAACAGUCAAUUGACGACAAGUUAAGGUUAAUGUUGGGUUAGGAGAAGGGUAGGUAACCAAAGGCUCCUUGGCGCUACCUCAUGCAUAGGGUUUCAACAUUCAAACGUACCUUAUAGAUGACCGGUUGAUAAAUGACUUAAAAAGCGUCGUCCGCAACACUUAAAAGAAACGAUGCAAAAACUCGUGAUUCGUGAAAUUGUAAACCAGCCUAAGGCGUGAUUUGCCUCUUCAAUAACCUUGAAACUUAAGAUCUCCCUGAACCUUGGUUCUUAGGUAAAGAGAUUUGAAGACUUCUCCUUUAAAUACGUCACGCGUUGAACUGUGUGACGCGUGAAUUUUUUGUGUCUACUGCUUUUGAAAGCAUUGAACAUUACAGUCGUUGAAAAAGUCGAGCGCGUAAGUAAACAAUAGAAUCACUCUGUAAACAAUCAGUCUCAGGCCUAAACAAUUGAAAAAAAGAACCGCUUUGCGAAUUCGGGAAUUUUCGCUUGCAAUCAAAAAUGUUCCAACCGAUCUUCGUUCCCGUUGGCUUAGCACAUAAGUCGCUGAGGAAUGCCAGGAAUAGCGUGUCCCCGCGGCCGACUUUAAACAGUUUCAAGUCGGAUUUUCCGUUUUUUCCGAUCGAAUUAGCUCUUUGGAGCUCAAAAUGAAAGGGAACAAUGUUACAGACUACUCUGCGUAAAAAAGCCACAGAGUAAGCUGUCGAGUUAAACGACACUUCGAUUCACCGAAGUGAUGCGAAUUAUGGCUUAAAGGGAAAAUUGAAGUUUCGGAGUUCGCGUGAGGCUGAGUGAAUCCAAGGCCCGCUAAAUAUUAUAUUUAAAUAAUGAAAUGUCAGAGAGGUUUUUUUUUUUUUUUUUUUUUAAUAGAAGAGUUUAUCAAAGCAUAAAACUUUCAGAAUUUUCAAGAUGAUGCUACGCAACUUCUGGCUGUGAGGUCAAGUACAUAAUGAUCUAGGCGUGGUGAAAUCUACAGCGCGGUUUCUUACCCUAAAGAAGUUCGCUUUUCGCUUUUAACGGCAAAUCAUAAAACUGUUUUUGAAAUCUUCAAUACCACAUUAAAAGAUCACUUCAUGGAGUUUACAUAGUGGUAAUGCUUUCUAUGACCAGCUCAAUUAUUACGGUUAACGGGCGUCUAGCGAACGUACCAGUAGGUUUUCCAGACUUAAUUGCUCAGCCAGCGGUGUAUGAAAUACAAGAAGAACUAAGUUAAGCAAAAGUAAAGUACAACGAUAACAAGGCAGGUAAAUGAAAGGCGAACAAAGAAAAGAUAACAAGGACAUACGUGACAGUUAGGAUACUUGUAUAAAACGACAUACAGACACUCUCUAGAAAAAUUUGACCAAUUGGCGCGAAGCUUAUUCGAUCUACAAAUGUUGCGUGGAGAUGGAAGUUAGGAAACCGCUGAAAGACUUUUCAACAGGAUCCAUUUUGAAUCCUGGUCAAGUCUAGUUACAGGGGGGUGGGAGAAUUCGAGAAAGUUAUGGGAACCCAAAACGCAGUCGAGAGUUUUCAUGACUUUCUUGAGCGUCUCACGGCUCCCCAACUCCAAUUAGCUGAGGCUAUGUAAACACGGAAAAGCCCUCUGAUGUUCAAAUAUCAUGUAUUUCUUCCUGUUUCUGAUAAAAAAUAUAUUUCAAUAAAUAAUAUAUACGAGGACUCGCCUGGUCGGCUGUUAUGGGAAAAUCUCAACCGGCAUAGCUGUUUCGGCUUCGCUGCUUGCUGAUUAACAUCAUUCUGGUUAAUAAGAAGUUAACUGGUUAUGUCUUUCAAUUUUUAUUCCCUUUUUUUGUUUUGUAUUUAAUAUUAUACAGUUUUUCUCGUCGGAAACGUUGCCACCUCUACUGACGUGAAAGUGGGCUCCUGUACUUUCAAGGAGGACUUCUGCAGAAAUCGUAAAUGCAAGACUUCUUUUUUUAAAGCAUUUCAGAAAGACCCAAACGCAGAUUGUAGGUAAGUAAGUUUAAAGAGCGGCGUUUCCUAAAGAUGUUAGCAUGCCGAAUACCAAACAGCUUUUGCAACAAAUCUGUGGAGCUAGGAGUAGCAUUUUUUCCAGGCCUGAUUUAUUUCUGUAGUUUAUUAUAUCUGUUCGCUUAACUCUUCUCUAUCCUAAGCCAUUCUAAUUUCUUUUGUGAGAUUUUGUCUUUUUUAAGUUCUCCUUUUUUUUUUUUACCUAUCUGUUUUUCUUUCUUUCUUUCUUUCUUUCUUUUCUUCUUUCUUUCUCUCUUUCUUUCUUUAUUUCUUCCUUCUUUCUCUCUUUCUUUCUUAAUUUCUCUCUUUCUUUCUUUCUCUCUUUCUUUCUUUCUCUCUUUAUUUCUUCCUUCUUUCUCUCUUUCUUUCUUAAUUUCUCUCUUUCUUUCUUUCUUCUUUCUUUCUUUCUUUCUUUCUUUCUCUCUUUCUUUCUUUCUCUCUUUCUUUCUUUCUUUCUUUCUUUAUCUCUUUCUCUCUUUCUUUUUUCUUUCUUUCUUUCUCUCUUUCUUUCUCUCUUUCUUUCUUUCUCUCUUUAUUUCUUCCUUCUUUCUCUCUUUCUUUCUUAAUUUCUCUCUUUCUUUCUUUCUCUCUUUCUUUCUUUCUCUCUUUCUUUCUUUCUUUCUCUCUUUCUUUUUUCUUUCUUUCUUUCUCUCUUUCUUUCUUUCUCUCUUUCUCUCUUUCUUUCUUUCUUUCUUUCUUUCUUUCUUUCUUUCUUUCUUUCUUUCUUUCUUUCUUUCUUUCUUUCUCUCUUUCUUUUUUCUUUCUUUCUUUCUUUCUUUCUUUCUUUCUUUCUUUCUUUCUUUCUUUAUCUCUUUCUCUCUUUCUUUUUUCUUUCUUUCUUUCUCUCUUUCUUUCUUUCUCUCUUUCUCUCUUUCCCUCUUUCUCUCUUUCUUUCUUUCUUUCUUUCUCUCUUUCUUUUUUCUUUCUUUCUUUCUCUCUUUCUUUCUCUCUCUCUUUCUUUCUUUCUCUCUUUCUCUCUAUUUUUUUUCUUUCUUUCUUUCUCUCUUUCUUUCUUUCUCUCUCCCUUUCUUUCCUUCUCUCUUUCUCUCUUUCUUUCUUUCUUUCUUUCUCUCUUUCUCUCUUUCUUUCUUUCUUUCUUUCUUUCUCUCUUUCUCUCUUUCUUUCUCUCUUUCUUCUUUCUUUCUUCUUUCUUUCUUUCUUUCUCUCUUUCUCUCUUUCUUCUUUCUUUCUUCUUUCUUUCUUUCUUUCUCUCUUUCUCUCUUUCUUCUUUCUUUCUUCUUUCUUUCUUUCUUUCUCUCUUUCUCUCUUUCUUUCUUUCUUUCUUUCUCUCUUUCUCUCUUUCUUCUUUCUUUCUUCUUUCUUUCUUUCUUUCUCUCUUUCUCUCUUUCUUUCUUUCUUUCUUUCUUUCUCUCUUUCUCUCUUUCUUUCUCUGUUUCUUCUUUCUUUCUUCUUUCUCUCUUUCUUCUUUCUUUCUUCUUUCUCUCUUUCUUCUUUCUUUCUCUCUUUCUUUCUUUCUUUCUUCUUUCUCUCUUUCUUCUUUCUUUCUCUCUUUCUUCUUUCUUUCUUUCUUUCUUUCUUUCUUUCUUUCUUUCUUUCUCUCUUUCUCUCUUUCUUUCUCUCUUUCUUCUUUCUUUCUCUCUUUCUUUCUUUCUUUCUUUCUUCUUUCUUUCUUCUUUCUCUCUUUCUUCUUUCUUUCUCUCUUUCUUCUUUCUUUCUUCUUUCUCUCUUUCUUUCUUUCUUUCUUUCUUUCUUCUUUCUUUCUUCUUUCUUUCUUUCUUUCUUUCUUUCUUUCUUUCUUUUUCUUUCUUUUUCUUUCUUUCUUUCUUUCUUUCUUUCUUUCUUUCUUUUCUUUCUUUCUUUCUUCUUUCUUUCUUUUUUUUCUUUCUUUUCUUUCUUUUUCUUUCUUUCUUUCUUUCUUUCUUUCUUUCUUCUUUCUUUCUUCUUUCUCUCUUUCUUCUUUCUUUCUUUCUUUCUUUCUUUCUUCUUUCUUUCUUCUUUCUCUCUUUCUUCUUUCUUUCUUUCUUUCUCUUUUCUUUCUUUCUUCUUUCUCUCUUUCUUCUUUCUUUCUUUCUUUCCCUCUUCUUUCUUUCUUCUUUCUCUCUUUCUUCUUUCUUUCUUUCUUUCUUCUUUCUUUCUUCUUUCUCUCUUUCUUCUUUCUUUCUUUCUUUCUUUCUUCUUUCUUUCUUCUUUCUCUCUUUCUUCUUUCUUUCUUUCUUUCUUCUUUCUUUCUUUCUUUCUUCUUUCUCUUUUUCUUUCUCUCUUUCUUUCUUUCUUUCUUUCUUCUUUCUCUCUUUCCUUCUUUCUUUCUUUUUCUCUUUCUUUCUUUCUUCUUUCUUUCUCUCUUUCUUUCUUUCUUUAUUCUUUCUUCCUUUCUCUCUUUCUUUCUUUUUCUCUUUCUUUCUUUCCUUUUCUUUGGAAUUGAAGACACUUUUCCGUGCCGCAAAAAAUACAUCAUACCCUCGCGGCUCGACUCUUGGCCAUCAUAGUUUUUGUCUUAUCCCUACAGCGCGGAGGUCAGCAAAUUUAAAAAUUGUAUGGUUGACGUGAUGAAGUUUUGUAUGAAAGACCUAUUGAGCGAAAGCCAAAUCAAAGUGAUCGUUAACACCAGCGUGAAGAAAGAUCAACUUUGUGACGGAGGUUAUAAUGCGGAAUCCCCCACUACGCCACCAGGCAGUACCAUUUGCUCCGAAUCAUAUAACAAUGAUGUACAAAAUUGCAUGCGAUCCUUUCAUCAAAAAUAUAUCAAGGACAGAUCAGAUCCCGCUCUUUGCUCGUAAGUUGAAUGAAUAUGCCUUUAUAUCUUUGAUUGCAAGUGAAGUGAAAUGAGAUGAAGGGGAAAGGGGAAGGAGGGGGGAGAGGGGGGUGAAGGGGGAUGGGGUUAAUAUAACCCGGUGCCAGUUUUUGUUUGCUAUCCUUGCUUGAAACAUAUGCGAUUAAUGUUGAACCCAACUUCACACCAACCAGGCAAAAGACAGAAUACCUUUCAAAUUGGGUAAAUACACAGCUUUUUUACACAACUUAAAUGUCGCAUCACAACGUUAUCUUCAAUAUAGUCCCGUUCUUCCUCUCUUUCAAUCCCUUGAUUGUUAUCAUUGGAUUCUAUUGCUUUUCAUCCAGCUAGGAUUCGAGUCCGUCAUGGUAAAAACUUAUUUCUUUCCUCCCUUCUCCCAUCGAAUUUCCUUCGAUUUCUCUGACAGUUCACCUGUAUUCUUUCGUAUUCCUGAGUGGGUGGGAUAAGAGUGAGAAUUUAGUAUAUGCCAAUGACAACUUAUGAUGACCAACCGAGGGCUGGACAUUUUCCUCUCUUUAAAGAAGCCAGCGCGCCUAACAGUAUGCCACCACUUUACUCUUUAGAGAGCUUUGACUUUUUCAAGUAAUCUUCCUGAACAAUUUAUUUAUCAGAGGAUAUGCUGAAACAAAGAAGUGUUUAAGGGACCUGAUCGAUUCUGACUGCAACUACACAGCCGAAACCAAAAAAAUGUUGGACUUCACGUCUUAUGGUGUCUACAAUCCUUUCUGCGCAGACAAUCGGGACCCUGGGGCCACCAAAAAUGAUCAGUGCUAUAGCGUGGUGGAUGAUGGCGUGGUGGAUGAUGACAAUGCAGCCGCUGGAACCAAGCCCAGCGUAUUCCAGACGCUGAUGUUUACUAUCUUUCUGUUUUUGUUCCUCUUUAAAGCUUAA
Molecule: messenger RNA, 8386 nt
Organism: Pocillopora meandrina
Lineage: Eukaryota; Metazoa; Cnidaria; Anthozoa; Scleractinia; Pocilloporidae
Source: the annotation of a GenBank genome assembly